Messenger RNA from Alternaria atra, 2229 nucleotides. RefSeq lists its product as uncharacterized. Bases 1 to 2229 code for a protein of 742 amino acids. Lineage: Eukaryota; Fungi; Ascomycota; Dothideomycetes; Pleosporales; Pleosporaceae. The record is from RefSeq and is a predicted model, not a curated record. Gene Ontology annotation, molecular function: ATP binding; ATP hydrolysis activity. The transcript is spliced from 3 exons.
AUGGUACGCAAACUCAAAGAGGCAGCCCCACUUGCAGAAGUGCAUCACGGUGGUGGCCACAUAACAGUAACAGCGCAGCAAUCGCGCUACGCACUCGAUGCUGUCGAUGCACCUGCAUCGAAAGAGAUACUCAUCAAAGAUCUCUCCAUCACAGUCGCCAACCGCGAACUCCUCUCACGCACAACACUCCACUUAGUAGAGGCACGCCACUAUGUGAUGGUGGGUCGGAACGGUACCGGCAAGUCGACACUCCUUAAAGCUAUUGCCGAUGGUCUGGUUCCGGGGAUACCGUGGAGUACGAGGAUUUUGCUUCUGGGUCAGACGAGGGAAGAUGACUUGGGAGAUGAUUUGAAUGCGCUGAGUCUAAGGGGUGAAACUGUUCUGCAGCAUGUUGUCCGGAGUGAUCGGGUUCGAGAGCGAUAUAUGCGAGAGGCGAAGAUGCUGAGUGAAGCAGUUGAGAACUCGAUUGAUUCCAUGGCACCGGUCCGGGUGUACAGGCGCAUUGGUCACGAGAGGCUGGCGCUGCAACUAAGAGAAGGUCACCGCAUCGCUGAGAGGAGAAGUGGUGCGCGGGGUAAGCUAGCGAGGAAAGAGCUGAUCAAGCUUGAAGAGCGAUUCCAAGAAUCCGAGCAACGGCUUCAGGAGACUGAAAUCGAGCCUAUGAAGCUCAGCGAAGAGACACAAGCAGCCGCAGAUUUGCUCGCUGGCGUGCAGGCUUCCCUCGAACUCAUGGAUGCAGAUGAGGCAGAAGCAAAAGCACGCGUCGUCUUGCUCGGCCUGGGCUUCAAAGAGGACCGUAUCGACAAGCCUGUGUCGGAGCUCUCAGGAGGAUGGAAGACCAGGUGCGAUCUAGCUUGUGCUCUCACACAGUAUUCCGACGUAUUGCUGCUAGAUGAGCCCACCAACUUCUUGGACCUGCCAUCGAUCAUCUGGCUACAGGAGUAUAUCCGCAAUCUGAAAGGCACGACUGUCUUGAUAACGACUCAUGAUCGCGACUUCGGAGACGCGGUAGCUGAGGAGCUUAUUGUCUUGCGUAACCAGGUUUUGGAAACUUUUCGCGGCAACCUCAGUUUGUACGAGCGCGAGAGAUGGAAGAAGGCCAGGUAUAUGACGAAGAUGAAGGAAGCGCAGGACAAGCAGAAGAAACACAUUGAAAAGACGAUUGCGGGCAACAUCAAGGCAGCGAAAGACAAGGGAGACGACAAGAAAUUGAAGCAGGCUGCAUCCAGGAAGAAGAAGCUCGACGAUAGAAUGGGAUUGCAAGUCGGUCUGAAAGGUGGUCGCUUCAAACUGAACCGGGAUCUCGCAGGCUACCAUACGUCGCGUCGAGCGGAGAUUGAGAUACCAGAUUUUGAUCCACCAGUGAAUCUCUCGUUCCCGCACCAGCCACCCGAAUUGAAGUUUCCUGGCGCAUUAGUAAGCCUAGAGAAGGUGUCAUUUGCGUACCCUGGAAGAAAGAAAUUGCCCAUCUUGACAGACGUCAGUCUGACCAUACACCCGGGGGCAAGAAUAGGGUUGGCGGGCCUCAAUGGCUCAGGCAAGACAACGCUGGUUUCCCUGAUAAUGGGGGGUGAUGAAGAAGGCGGCCUUGCACCCACUUCUGGCACGAUCGCGCGACAUGCGAGAGUGAAGAUCGGUCGCUUCUCGCAGCAAUCUGUCGAAGAGAUCACUGCCCUGGCGUCUUCCAGCCCUCGGAUGACGGCGCUUCGGCACAUAAUGGACUGCAUUGGAGAUGGCGCACAGGAGAAGGAUGCGCGGGCAGUUUUAGGCGGGCUGGGACUUCAUGGUCCGACUGUGUCGGAUGUCCCGCUCGUGCUCUUGUCGGGAGGGCAAAAAGUCAGGGUCGCGCUUGCCAAGCUUCUAUGGCCACCGCCGCAGCUGCUCAUUCUGGACGAGGUGACAACCCAUCUAGACGCAGACACCAUCCUCGGUCUUGUGAUGGCCUUGAAGGAGUAUGAUGGUGCGCUGCUCGUGGUAACACACGACAGAUUCUUCAUGAGGACCGUAGUGGAAGGGCAGUCGCCGUACAAGCUAGCGCCAGGGGUUCACGCGGUGUCCGAGGACGAGGCUGACGAAAGCAGCGAGUCGGAAGAUGAGGAGGCAGGGCUAGCUCCGGGGAGCGUUUUUCGGCUGACUAGAGGGCAGCUUAAGAAGCUUGACCUGGGCAUGGACGAGUACGAGGACAUUGCGGCGCGGACUGCGGCGAAGCUGGCUCGAGCGAAGCGGUAA